AUGUUUCGUGUCUCCUUCCCAUUGUUUUGCACAAUGCCAUCCGUGGAGACAGCUUUCCGUCGAGCCCUCGGUGCACAGAGCAUUGUACUCGACCUCGUUCCAGUGAAAAAGCCACUCAUUGAUGGAUCCCUCAGUUGGUUCGUCGACAAGAACGUUGAAAUCGUUCUUGUUUCUGGCGUGUGCGGAACAUCCCCUGAUCUGGUUGCCGAACGCGUGAAGUCGCAGGCGGUACAGCUUCUUCAGAUUUGCGGAGAGGGCGAUGCACAGAAAGGGUGCCACGCCAUUAAGCACUGGGUGGAAAAGGCAGCAGGUACACGAAGUCUUCUCUGCAGCAUGGACCUUCAGGUGCGGCUCCUCUUUUCUCGCCAGGUAGUCACUGAUGGAGGGAAAUUAUCAGCAACUUCGUCCAGUGGCAAUCAAGCGCUAGACAAAGUGGGGAACCGAAUUCACUGUUCCAUUUACGAAACAGAUGCUUGGGAGCCGUACUCCCGGGAGCGGCAUCUUGGGGAUGUGACCGCUGACGCGUUACUUGAAGAGGUACUGCACAAGGCGCUACAGAUAGUGCAGCGAGAUGCAGAAGUAAAGGAACAGCAUCUUGUUAGCGAAUCAGAACGGGAACUCAACUUGGUACUUUCGUGCGGAAAGGAACCAGGAGUAUGGAGUCCCGAUGUCAACGCAUAUCACUUGGAGUUCAGCCACAUGAAGUGCAAAGAUAGGGAGCUUUGCACCGACUUGGGUGCUAUCGCGGUCUCGUGGGGCGUGCAUGACCGUUCAGAGAACGUCGAGAUGUUUAACGUACCUCUCGUUAGGUUAAAGGACAGUAGUGGUUUAGUUUAUGGUGACUGCCUUGACGACCCCCAACAAAGUCUAAUUGAUGAGGAAACUGUUUCGCUCCUCGAGGCGAAGGGAGCCAUUGACACCAUAACAGGGUUGGUGGAUGCAACAUGCGUGCGGAAGGUUGCCAACUCAGUUUGGUCAAUACCCCUCCUUCACGCACAGCUCCUACAGGCGGGCCUUGAGUUUCUGUGUGGCUAUUGGUCUCCUACUCGUGUGGAGGAUUAUAUGAGGAGUUGUGGCCGGCUUGACAUUGAUGUGUGGCUGAGUGAAAGAGGUCGACCGGCUACCAUUCCAAUGCUUCCCCGCUGCGCGUCAUUGCUUGGUCACAUGUGCUAUCUUCAAGAGUCCUUACCCCUCGAAUAUGUGCGGAGCCCAAUGAUGCUGCUUACUUCUGCGGGGAGAAUGGAUUUCAAGUUUUAUAUGGCGACUACGACAGGUGGCCAUGUAGUGACUGCAACAAGUUGUUUUAGUUCCGCUGAAGCUGCGUGCUCGCUGUUGUUUCCGUGCCACUCAGCAAUGGUCCAAUCAGCCGGUGUCGGCGAUUCUCACCGCUACACCGAUAUUGAUCACCAGCGAAACGAACACGUGUGUACCCUUACUGAGGUGAACUCCAGUACAAAUCGCAACAAGAAAUCUGGGGGUAGCGGGGAUAACGAUCAGCGUCCUUCAGUAACUGUACGGGUUAUCGAUGUAGAAGCCUCUUUGAGGAAAUUGGGUGUGGUACGAGGCAGCUUCGCCAAUGCGACCGUUCAGUACUUCGACGAUACUGGCCAAGUUGUGCUGCAGUUCAACGAAAUGGAUUCGAUUCGAGGUAUUGCUAGGAUGAUAAAGCGUGUGCGGUGGAGCAAGGGGGCCACUUUCACCUCAGUUGAUCUGCAAAAUGGUCCACGCGCACCAGUCGUCAUCGCCUCACGUGCAUUGGGCAGCACUUCGUUACCGAAACCGCCUCCCUAUUCAAAAAAGUUUCGAUUACCCAUCCCCCUAGUUCCUGGCGGGUACUCCCAGCUGCGGUUCACGAGUGCUUUGGAGAUGAAUGUCAUUGAGUGCAAAAUACUCGAAAUGUUCAAGAAUUCAGCUGAGGAUCCGUUAAAGUGGCAUCUUCACUAUUUCGCACCAUGUUACUUUAACAAGUGGCGGAUGACCCGCGGGAUUGUUUCAACUCUCAUGCACUAUGACCCCCAAUUCCACUAUAUGGUGGAACGCUGCCGCUCCUCCUCAUUAUCGGGUGGCAGCGGAACUGGUGGUGGUUCCAACGGACGUGACGACACGAGCGGUAACGAUAACGGGGGAGCGUUGGUGUUGCGCCUCUACUCCGGCGAGAGAUUGAUGGAGGAGGUAAAGUUGCAGGAGUCUACGCUGCUGUUCCAGGUACGAGAAAAUCUGAUACGUUACGCCAGCCGUUGGUCGAUGGAGGUCCCUUCCCUUGAGGAGGCGGCCUUUCCGCUUAAGGAAUUCAAGAAAGGUGGUGCGUGCACAUUUAGGAAUUUUGUAUCGUGGUUCCUACAGAACAGCGAGGUUUUCACAACUCAUGGGGAAAAUGUUUCCCUGGAACUUGAGAUCACCACUAAUGUGAGGAUCCAGCUUGCUUCCUGUCGUGACUGGAGUGGACCAAGCCCAACACGUGAUGAGUUGUGCAGGUUGUUUCUCGAGAGUCAGUUUCCCUUAUUGGUGCCAAUCGUCGAAAUUCAAAAACGACUUUAUUAUUUUUUUGACAAUUGUACUAUUCCUGGCGAGCUCACAAUCCGUUGCGUUGGCAGCGACGCAUGUGUCGAGGGAGAUAGGGUGAUUAGGUGCAAUUACCGCUGGGAAUUAUUACAGGUAGACUCAGGGACGGGUGUCGAAUGCCUGUUAGCGUCGUUGGAGGCUACAGAGGGUGAUUCGAGGCGAGCGGCACUUGAGAAACUCUUAACGAAAGUGUGGACAAGUUGCUGUGCAGCACCUAGACCUACGACGCAGGCGAAGCGGGGCUCAAAGUUGGAAGGUUCGGGCCACCCAUCUCACCAUUGUCCAAAAAGCACUAUCGCAUGGUAUCAACAUCUACUUGCUCAACAACGGGGCUUACAUAAAGUUGUGCAUGAGUAUGAUGCAAAGAACAAUGUAUUAACUGUUAAGGGCAUCAGCGCAGACACAAACAAGGGGGUUAAUGUGUCCGGUACAGUUAUCCGGGUUGUACCACUAAGGAGUGAGUAUCCACUUAUCUUUCUUCUGCAUCGGUACUACCGGAUGGAACUGGGUCUCCCUGACCCCCCGCAGCCGAGGGGAGAGGAUGAAUUACGUGUAGUGAGCCUUUUAACGCUUUAUCAAGAUUGUAACCAGCAUUUCCCAGCAUCCUUCCCGCCAAUCAGUGAGGCCAUCACAACCAUUAGCGGGAAGAAUCACUGGCGGGUGAUUCUACGGCUGCCUUCAAACCUUUUUGCACUUGAAACACCUAGUCACCUGGAGUACGUCUACCUCGGAAAAGGUAAACACGAAGGAAAGAGGGCAGUGGUAUGCGAUUUCUACAGAUCCCUACAUGGCAAAGCACCCGCGUCGUUGCAGGAAUAUCUAUCGAAGGUAACUAGUUUGAGUCCUCCGACAGUUGGUGAGGAAAAGUGCUCUAGUUGUGUUCUCGAUGGUAUAAAACCUGUGGUUGUGGCAAAACCUCGUCGUGGCGGUCACAAUAGCAUGUAUGACGAGUUGCGGCGGCUGAUUGGGGAGGCCCUUCUUCAACAUGUAGGCUACGAGGGUCUGGUGGAGUGCCGACUUAGCUACAUUACCGGCAUCUCUGCCAGCUAUGUUGGCCAGUCUUCGUCUAAUGAUGAUUGUGUUGACCUCUUUCGCGUAGUAAUUAACACCGAGGAGUGGCUGCCAUUUCAGCUACUGAGGGCUCUCGCGUCGUGCGCACGUCGUCUUUUAUCCAUAGUUGAUCUUGAGGCUUCUCUAUUUCGCCUCCGCUCCAGGUGGCCGUCGUUAUUUUUGGAAGCUUCGUCUAAUGAACGACUAUUCUGCACGACUUUCCUGAGGCGUUAUUGGGGCCUCCGCGUCUACGAAGGAGACGACGUGGACGAGUUUACAAAGGUUCCAGGUUCCAUCUAUCUUGUUGAACGCGUACGUCCUGUUAGCAGUGGUCGCGAUUCCGGCCAUUACGAGGCCUCAUUACUGCUUUUGCAAGCACCGUUUCCUCCCAGCACCACAGCAUUUACGAAAGUUUUGGCGUUGCAUCGUAACGUCUCUGCGGCGCGCGCACGGUUCGGUUUGUGGGCACAAGUAUCACGGAAACUUGUACGCCCACAGGAAUCGGACGCACCUCUGGAAGCAUUUGACCGAGCGGUUAUCUCCACUUCCGGUGCCACUUCCUCUGGCACGGAGGUAAGGGGAGAAUAA
Molecule: messenger RNA, 4200 nt
Organism: Trypanosoma brucei brucei TREU927
Lineage: Eukaryota; Euglenozoa; Kinetoplastea; Trypanosomatida; Trypanosomatidae
Exons: 1
Coding region: 1-4200 (1399 amino acids)
Source: RefSeq, a predicted model, not a curated record